UUGCAACGGCUAGGCUUAUUUAUAAUUGUGUCGUUGAGUUGAUCACUAUACCUACGGUUGACGUUAAAAUGUCCGUUUCAAAGAGUGUGAUUGUAAUUGCGUUAUGUUUCUUGUUUUCCAUCGAUUCAGUAUUUUCCAAGGUUGAGAAAUGCUAUGGCUGUACUUCUUUGGUAGACGUUGAUUGUGUACUGAAUCCCGAACAAGAUAAAUUUGUCAUGGAUUGCAAAAAUUUGACUUUUAGACAAGGCAUAGAUAGUAUGAGGAUUUUCAAUGGCAGGGAUAAUGAAGCCGUUGAUUGGGCCUGUGCUAAAGCUACAGUGUCGAAUGAUCUACCUGGAAAUAAAACUAUAAAGCAAGUGGUGCGGGCAUGUGCACCAAAGAACGCCUGUGAACAAAAAGUAUCCUCCGGCAUUACACUUAAUAGUUGUGACAUAUGCACAAGUGAUUUAUGUAAUUCAUCAUCGGUUAUCAGCGUUGGAUUCUACAGUUUGACAAUUUGCUUAGCAAUGAUCUUUGUAUAUUGGAAAUGAUAAAGCCUCACGUUUUGUUCGACGUUUGUUUUAUAAAAAAAAUUAAUAAACAAAAUCGAAUGCAAA
Molecule: messenger RNA, 596 nt
Organism: Nasonia vitripennis (jewel wasp)
Lineage: Eukaryota; Metazoa; Arthropoda; Insecta; Hymenoptera; Pteromalidae
Exons: 4
Coding region: 69-530 (153 amino acids)
Biological process (GO): regulation of synaptic transmission, cholinergic; positive regulation of voltage-gated potassium channel activity; sleep
Source: RefSeq, a predicted model, not a curated record